AUGGGCUCAACUCCUGAAAAUCAGCUAAAGCUGAGAAUCGCCAUAGAUCGAGGCGGCACAUUCACCGAUGUUCACGCCUACGUCCCCGGCUCAGAUCACGAGCAAGUCUUCAAGCUCCUCUCGGUCGACCCUCGCAACUACAAGGACGCCCCGACCGAGGGCAUCCGCCGCGCCCUCUCAAAAUUCAGAAACACCACAAUUCCACGUGACGAGCUCAUCGACACACAUGACAUCGAGUCCAUCCGCAUGGGUACCACCAUCGCCACUAAUGCCCUCCUUGAGCGCCAGGGCGAGCGCGUCGCCCUUCUAACCACCAGGGGCUUCAGGGACUUGCUGCUGAUCGGAAACCAGGCGCGGCCGCACAUUUUCGAUCUGUCAGUGCAGAAGCUCCAGAAUUUGUACGAUAAGGUGGUGGAGGUGGAGGAGCGCGUGACCAUGGAGGAGUUCCUCGAGAACCCGGAGAAGCAACCGAUUGAUAUUAGCCAGGAUGAUGCGCUGGUCGAGGGCGUAACGGGCGAGGUCGUUCGCAUUAUCAAGACGCCGAAUAUAGAGGAGAUUCAACGUCAGCUCGAGGCGCUGAAGGCAGAGGGCUUCAGUAGCCUCGCCGUGUGCUUCAUGCACUCGUAUUUGUACACCAAGCACGAGGAUCAGGUGGCUAAGCUCGCUCGAGACAUGGGAUUCGACGUGUCUGUAUCAUCAGAGCUCCAACCUACAAUCAAAAUGGUUCCCAGGGGUAAUUCGGCCGCCGCAGACGCAUACCUUUCUCCGCUCAUCAAGCGAUACGUCGCCAACUUCGGCACGGGCUUCAAGGGCGGCCUCGAGGCCAUCGCUGACAAGCUGCUGUUCAUGCAAAGCGACGGAGGCUUGUGUCUCUGGCACAAGUUCUCAGGCCUGCGCGCUAUUCUGUCAGGUCCUGCGGGGGGCGUCAUUGGCUACGCGCAGUCCUGCUUCGAUGAGGAGACGAGGCACCCGCUGCUGGGCUUCGAUAUGGGAGGCACGUCGACCGACGUCAGCCGCUUCUCAGGGACCUACGAACACGUCUUCGAGACGGAGACGGCCGAGGUCACGCUGCAGGUGCCGCAGUUGGACAUCAAUACGGUGGCAGCGGGUGGUGGUAGUAUUCUGCAUUGGAAGAACGGCCUGUUUGCCAUCGGUCCUGAUUCCGCCGGUGCACACCCUGGCCCCGUCUGCUACCGCAAAGGAGGCCCUCUCACCGUGACAGACGCCAACCUCUUCCUCGGUCGUCUGCUCCCCGAGUACUUCCCCUCAAUUUUCGGCCCCAACGAAGAUGAACCACUCGACUACAAUGCCACGGUCAAGGCUUUCGACGAAAUGACUGCCAAGAUCAACGCCGAGGAGAAGAUGUCAUUGACGCCCGAGGAGGUUGCCAGCGGUUUCCUUCGUGUCGCCAACGAGGGCAUGAGUAGGCCGAUCCGCUCUCUGACCGAAGGGCGAGGAAUUCGCACCGCCGACCACACGCUCGUCACCUUUGGCGGCGCUGGAGGACAACAUGCCUGCGACGUGGCUGAAGCACUGGGCAUCACCAGGAGCGCCAUCCACCGCUUCUCGUCUAUCCUGUCGGCGUACGGCAUCGCCCUCGGCGACCUGACACACGAGGUUCAGCAGCCGCGUACCGACACACUAUCUCACAUGGCCGAGGCCGGUCUUGAGGCCAAGUUUCGCCCGCUCGUGGAGGAGGGAGGCGCUGUGCUCGCAUCUCAGGGGUUCACGGACGAGGACAUCCGGCACGAGCUGUUCCUCAACCUCCGCUACAAGGGCACCAAUAGCUCUCUAAUGGUCCGCAAGCCCGUUAGCUCGUGGGAUUUUGCUAGUGUGUUCACGCAGCAACAUCGCGACGAGUUCGGCUUCACCCUUGACCGCGAGAUUCUUGUAGAUGAUAUUCGCGUUCGCGUCGUUGGAAAGACGACCGGCAACAAAUUCCAGAGCAUAUCGCAGGCGCUGGCUGCUGUCACCACCAAGAAUCUGUCCCCAUCCAAGAGCGCCAAGAAGACGAGGCUCUACACGGCUGGGGGCUGGCAUGACGUGCCGCUGUACAAACUUGACGACCUUAGCUCCGGCGACUGCAUCACUGGGCCGGCUGUCAUCCUCGAUCAGACGCAAACAAUCCUCGUCCAGCCAAAGUGGAUAGCUACCGUCCUCUCGCGCCAUCUCCUCCUCGACAAGGGACAACCUGAGCCGAGCUCGGGCGGUAGCAAGAUAGAAGAGGCAGACGACAAGGUUGACCCCGUUCAACUCUCCGUGUUUGGCCACCGUUUCAUGAGCAUAGCAGAGCAAAUGGGUAAAUCUCUCCAAAAAACCUCCGUCUCCAUCAACAUAAAGGAGCGUCUUGACUACUCGUGCGCCAUCUUCUCCUCCCGGGGCGGCCUCGUGGCCAACGCCCCGCAUAUCCCGUGCCACCUCGGCGCCAUGAGCUUCGCCGUCUCCUACCAGGCCGAGAAAUGGGGCAACCGCCUUCGACCCGGAGACGUGCUCGUCUCGAACCACCCGAUCGCAGGUGGCUCGCAUCUCCCUGACAUCAACGUCAUUACCCCCGUCAUUGAUGAGGCCACCAACGAGGUGCUGUUCUGGGUCGCCUCGCGGGCGCAUCAUGCCGACAUUGGCGGCAUCCGGGCUGGCUCGAUGCCCCCCGACUCCAAGGAGAUCUGGCAGGAGGGCGCCUCCUUCACCUCCUUUAAGCUUAUCGACCAGGGACGAUGGAACGAGGAGGAGCUCAGCGAGAUUAUGCUUACCAAGCCCGCUUCGUACCCCGGUUGUACAGGCACGCGUACAUGGAACGACAAUGUCAGCGAUCUCAAGGCUCAAGCAGCCGCCAACCUCAAGGGUAUACGACUUAUCCAGGAGUGCAUCCGGGAGUACGGUCUCCCCACAGUACAGAAGUAUAUGGUUGGCAUUCAGCACAAUGCCGAAAAGGUCGUCCGCAACUUGCUGCGAAGAGUGUACGAUGAGUUCUACGGCCUGCCGCUCGAGGCGGUCGACUACCUCGACGACGGCAGCACCAUGUGUCUCAAGGUCAGCAUCGAUCGCGACGCCGGCUCCGCGACCUUUGACUUCACAGGCACCACCGGCGAGACUUAUGGCAACCUCAACGCGCCCAGGGCCAUCACUUUCAGCGCCAUCAUAUAUGUGCUUCGGUCGCUCGUCAACGAGGACAUCCCGCUUAACCAGGGUUGCCUCGCGCCUAUUAAUGUCAUCCUUCCCAAUGGAACCUUUCUCUCGCCCUCGGCGGGAGCGGCUACCGUUGGAGGCAACACCGACACCUCCCAGCGCGUCACCGACCUCGUUCUCCAGGCUUUCCAGGCCGCCGCCGCCAGCCAGGGCACGUGUAACAACCUGACCUUUGGGUACGGCGGCGAAGUCGUCGACGGCAAGGUAAAACCCGGCUUCGGCUACUACGAGACGAUUGCUGGCGGCUCAGGGGCUGGCCCCAAUUGGGUCGGCCAGUCUGGCGUACACGUCCACAUGACCAACACCCGCAUCACCGACCCCGAGUCUCUCGAGAAGCGCUACCCAUGUAUUCUGCACGAGUUCUCCAUCCGACGGGGCUCUGGUGGUUCUGGAAAGUACCCCGGCGGCGACGGGUGCAUUCGCGACAUCGAGUUCCGCCGCGAGGUCGAAGUGUCCGUCCUAUCCGAGCGCCGUACCAUUCCUCCUCCCGGCAUCCAAGGGGGUGGCCCCGGCAAGAGAGGAGAGAAUAUAUGGGUGCGACAUGACGAGUUCGGCACGCGGGAGGUGAUGCUCGGGCCGAGAAACACAUGUAACAUGAAAAAGGGCGACAGGAUCAUUAUUCGGAGUCCAGGAGGUGGUGGUUAUGGUAAAGCAGAUUGA
This is a messenger RNA of Clonostachys byssicola, 3846 nucleotides long. The record is from the annotation of a GenBank genome assembly. Lineage: Eukaryota; Fungi; Ascomycota; Sordariomycetes; Hypocreales; Bionectriaceae.